This is a messenger RNA of Volvox carteri f. nagariensis, 372 nucleotides long. RefSeq lists its product as uncharacterized. The record is from RefSeq and is a predicted model, not a curated record. NCBI's taxonomy places the organism in Eukaryota, Viridiplantae, Chlorophyta, Chlorophyceae, Chlamydomonadales, Volvocaceae. Bases 1 to 372 code for a protein of 123 amino acids. The transcript has a single exon.
AUGAAGCGCGCAUCGAAUUAUGCGCUAAAGUGCGCGUCGAAUUCCGCGGCUAAUUGUACGUCGAAUUGUUUAGAGCUGUGCGAAUCGCGCUGUAUGAAGCGUGUACCGACGCGGAAGCGCGUUUUGAAGCGCGCAUCGAAUUGUGCAACAAAGCGCGCGUUGAAUCCCGCGGCUGAUUGUACGUUGAAUUGCAUAGCGAAUUGCGCGUUUAGAGGUAUGCGAAUCGCGCUGUAUGAAGCGUGUACGGCAUUCAUUCCGACGCGGAAGCGCGGUUUGAAACGCGCAUCAAAUUAUGCGGUAAAGCGCGCGUUGAAUUCCGCGGCUAAUUGUACAUUGAAUUGUGCAUCGAAUUGCGCAUCUAGAGCUGUGUGA